CACGCUACAAUCAUUUUCAACCAAUGCGGUCGACAUGCAUAAAUUAGCAUAAUAAUUACGCCUCAUGGUUUGUUCCAGUUGAUGAAAGUUCGUUUGGAGAGUAGACGCGUUUAGGUUUUUAGAAAAAUUAUGACAGGUAGAGCGAGAGGAAGAUCUAGGGGGAGAGGUAAACCAAGUCAAGAAGCACCACGACCUGGUGGCGGAAAUGCUCCACCACCUCAAGCAAGUACUGGUGGCAGGGGGAGAUCAAGAGGUUCUGCACCACAGCCUACACAGCCCCAAAAAUCAGCAGUUGCCCCUCAGAGUGCAGUAGCAGCUGCUCCUGCUGAGCAAAUGGCAAAGUUAAAUGUGCAGGAGGAAAGGCCACAGGAAAGAAGGAGACGGCGGCUAGGUGAAGAAGCUAACAUUUUGAGGUUGCGUCAAACAGACCAAACAACAGAGGGCACAGGUGGCGCUAAGGUUGAUAUUGUGGCCAAUUUUUUCAGAGUCGCAAGAUUGCCCAAUUUCACAGGAUUGCACCAGUAUAAUGUUAGUUUUGAUCCAGACAUUCAAAGUGGAAGAUUAAAAUCCGCAUUGUUGCACAAUCUAGAUGAUAUUCUUGGCACUGUGCACUGUUUUGAUGGCAUGACAAUGUUUUUGCCCAAAAAGUUGCCUGAUCAAGAAACAGUUCGAACUGUUACUACAAGAACAGGCAAUGACAUCACUGUCAAGGUUACUUACACUAAUUUGGUUCCACAAAACUCACCUUCUGUGGUUCAAUUGAUGAAUAUUUUAUUCAAAAAACAAUUGAAGAAAAUUUCAAUGCAACUAAUUGGUCGAAAUUAUUUUAAUCCAUCAAAAAAGAUUGAUAUUCCUGCUCACAAAAUGCAAGUAUGGCCUGGCAUCUCAACAUCCAUUUUGCAGUAUGAACAAGAUGUGAUGUUGUGUGCUGAUGUUCAGCAUAAGGUUUUACGACAGCAGACAGUGUUGGAAUUUUUGUACGAGUUGUAUGGUUCGGUGGACCAAAAAAUGUUUUACAAUAUUGCUGCAAAGAAAUUGAUUGGUGAAAUUGUCCUGACCAGAUACAACAAUAAGACAUAUCGAAUUGAUGAUAUUGAUUGGGAGAAACACCCAACUGAUAGCUUCACAAAAGCUGAUGGCAGUACAAUAACUUUCAAAGCAUAUUACGAAGCAGUUUAUGAAAGAAAAGUUGCUGAUGAUAAUCAGCCACUUUUGAUCUCACGACCAAAAGAAAAGGACAAGAAGAGAGGAAUGUCUGGACCUAUUUUAUUGCUGCCAGAAUUUUGUUCAAUUACUGGAUUAUCGGAUGAAAUCAGAAAUAAUUAUUCUGUAAUGAAGGAUUUGAAUCAACAUACGAAAAUAAGUCCAGCUGGCAGGGCUAAAGAAUUGGAAAGUUUUAUGAAUGAUCUGUACAGUUGUCCUGAGGCAGCAAAUGAAUUGGCUCAAUGGAACAUGGCUUUUGAAAAAAAUCUACUUAAAAUGACUGGACGUUCUCUUCCAGCUGAGGCAAUGUCUCAAAGAAAUGCCAGAUUCUCAUACAAAAUACAAGAAGCUGAUUGGUCAAGAGAGACACGUGGAAAGGAAUUGAUAUCUUCAGUUCACAUGUCUAACUGGGUUUUGUUAUACACAGCUCGUGACAACAACAUUGCAAAUGACUUUAAACAAACCCUUCAAAGGGUUUGUGGUCCAAUGGGUAUGAAUGUAGCCGAUCCACACAUGUGUCGUUUAAAUAACGAUAGUGCUCAGACAUACUCCAUGACUCUGAAGGAGCAAAUUCAACGAGAUACACAGAUUGUUGUGUGUAUCGUUCCUAAUAACCGUAAAGAUCGGUAUGAUGCUAUUAAGAAAUUAUGCUGUGUGGAAAGACCAGUCCCAUCUCAAGUUGUAGUUAGCCGUACUUUGAGUAAAAAGAACAUGUUAAUGUCCGUGUGUACCAAGAUUGGCAUUCAGUUAAAUUGUAAGUUAGGAGGCGAAGUAUGGGCAGUUGACAUACCUUUAAAUAAAUUGAUGGUGAUUGGAUUUGACGUUUACCACGACUCUGCUACUAAGGGCAAGUCCAUUGGUGGGUUUGUUGCCAGCACUAAUAAGCAUCUUACACGAUAUUAUUCGUGCAUUACGUCACAAACAUCUCAUAUGGAAAUAUGUGAUCAGCUUAAAGUCUGCAUGACCAAUGCGCUAAAGAAAUUCCACGAAAUUAACGAUGGCUUACCCGACAAGAUUAUUGUCUAUCGAGAUGGUGUCGGUGAUGGACAGAUUCGUGACGUUUAUGAGCACGAGCUUCCACAGUUAAAGUCUGCUUUUGCAACUGUUGCGCCAAAUUACAAUCCAAAGUUUGCAAUGUUAAUUGUGAAGAAAAGGAUUUCUACGCGAUUGUUGUUAGCUUCCGGUGGGCAGUAUUCAAAUCCUCCUCCCGGAACUGUUGUUGACACUGUGGUAACACGUCCAGAGUGGUACGACUUUUUGUUGAUUUCACAAUCGGUCAGACAAGGUACGGUCACUCCGACGCAUUAUAACGUGAUUAACGACACAACUGGCUUAAAACCGGAUCACUUCCAACGUUUAACCUACAAACUUUGUCAUUUGUAUUACAAUUGGCCGGGCACCAUUCGCGUUCCUGCACCUUGUCAGUACGCUCAUAAGUUAGCCUUCUUAGUUGGUCAGUCGAUCCACACGGAGCCUGCUCGACAAUUGGCCGAUCGUCUUUAUUAUUUAUAAGCAGCUGCGCGUUGUUUACGUGGAGGUUGUUUUGCGCUAUGACUUCUAAAAACUGAAAAGUAUUGUUUAUAUUGUUUAUAUUGGCGUUUAUAUUUUUAACAAAUAACCAGUAGUAGUAGUAUUUUAUUUUAAAACGAUUCAUAUAGGUUGUAUUUUCUUGUGUUCGAGACUUUUUUUAGCUAUAUAAGCUUUUUCUUGGGUUAUUUUUGACAUAGUUUACAAAGAUUGCUUAAUCUUACCUGUGUAUGUUCAUGCAAUGUCGUCAAGAUAUUCACCUUGUUAGCAGUUGCUUGUUGAAUCAUUUUUUCCCUAAUCAUUUUCACGAAGAGCAAAUGUAAAGAGUUUGCAAAUCUGUUUUAGAUUUCGUUUUGAGAUGCGGGUGUAAAAAAUGUUUUUAGCAAAGGAUUUUUGUUCUUUUUUAUAUUUUUGUUAAUUUUCAUAUUUUUUCGAGAAAAGUGAUCACACUAAACAAA
Messenger RNA from Hydractinia symbiolongicarpus, 3188 nucleotides. Its product is annotated as piwi-like protein 1. Gene Ontology annotation, biological process: regulatory ncRNA-mediated gene silencing. Gene Ontology annotation, cellular component: P granule. The transcript has 13 exons. Gene Ontology annotation, molecular function: protein binding; piRNA binding. NCBI's taxonomy places the organism in Eukaryota, Metazoa, Cnidaria, Hydrozoa, Anthoathecata, Hydractiniidae. The record is from RefSeq and is a predicted model, not a curated record. The coding region runs from base 130 to 2715 and encodes 861 amino acids.